AUGUCGAAAAAACAAAAUAAUAAACGAAAUAUUUCUGAAGUUGAUGAAAAUGUUGAAGAGAAUUGGGAAUUAAAUAAUGCCAUUAAUAAUAAUGCUUUUGCUGAAGCAUUUUCUAAUCUUGGUGAACGUAUAAAUUUUAUAGAAAAUUUAUACUCUUAUUAUGAAGCAAGAAAAGCUAUAUUUAUGUUGGUUGAUAGAAAAUUUCUAAAAGAUAAAGAUUAUGAAAAUUUUAAAGAAAUUCGUGAAUGGAGAGAUAAUACUUUAGGUAGACCAAAGAAAGGAAACACUUCUUCAUUUUCGAUUAUAUUAAAUGAUAUUAACGAUGAAUUGUUACAAGAGAAUAUGGAGCGAAAUUAUUAUGAUGCUAGUGUUGAAGAAAAAAAAUCACCAUUUCACGAAUAUUGUGAAAAUUGUCAUUCACCAAAACCAAAUGAUUUUUGUACUUUUUGCAAGAAGGAGGAAAUAUUAUUAUGUUUAAGUGAGCAAUCUCAAAGACAAAUGCAAUUUUGUAAGAAAUAUAAUUCGUUAUCUUCAAGUAAUUACUGUAUCUCUUGCAAUAAUAAAUUAUAUAAAGAAAAGGAUUUUGAUAAAUUAGAGGAAUCAAGUCAAUCUUCUAUUAUAAUAAUAAAUGAUGAAUCUAUUGUUAUGCAAGAACAAGCAACUUCUUUACAAAAUAGAGGAAUAUUUGAUUCUGUAAUUCAAAAAUAUUCUUAUACUCCAUUACAAGUUGGUUAUGUAAAUAAUAAUGAAAUUUUUUGGUCAGAUAAUGAAUUAUCAAUAGAUGAUAGCAGUAAUUCAGAUUGUUCAGUUAUUUAUAUAAAUAGAACAUCAAAGAAACGUAAAUUAGCACCAACUUUGGAACAAGAGAUUGUAUCUUUGGUAAAUAAUGAGGUUCAGGAGAUUAAUGGAGUUGAUUCAAGAAGUAGCAGUAGUACUCAAAGAAUAGACUCAACCAAAUGCUUCUAUCUAAAAUAUGAUGCAUUGGGAGGAAAAGGAAAAAUUGGAGAAAAUAAUCUAGAAGCUCUUAAACGAGAAAUAUUUGAAGAAGGAGGAAUCGAAAUCGAUAACUCAAAAUUAUUAAAAAUUUGGAAAUAUACUUGUUCUAGCAGAGAAGAAUAUAUUGCAACUCCAUGUAAUUUCAAUGAAGUACUUUAUAAAGUUACAUUGGAAUUAUUCAUUUAUCCAUUUGACCAACCUUUAAUAAAUCUUGAAAAAGAUAAACAUACUGAAUAG
Dentiscutata erythropus is the source of this 1233-nucleotide messenger RNA. The record is from the annotation of a GenBank genome assembly. Lineage: Eukaryota; Fungi; Glomeromycota; Glomeromycetes; Diversisporales; Gigasporaceae.